AUGAAAUCUCUCGCCGCCACUUCACUUUUCGCUGGCGCAGCACUGGCUGCUGUGCCCAUGCAGCAGCCCCUCCAACAGCUUCCCAAGUCAUUCCCCGCCGAAGCGAAGGACAUGCUAUCAAACCAGCUGCACCAUCUGAAAGAUGCCCUUCACGGGCUCACACACGAGGCCGCCGCCAUCUGGGAUGAGGUCGCCGAGCUGUAUCCCGAGGAUAUGAGUGCCGCCAGCUUCUUCUCCACGCCCAAGAAGCACAACCGCCGACCUGAUCACGAAUGGGACCACAUUGUCCGUGGCGGAGACGUCCAGGAUGUGUGGGUCGAGAACGCCGAUGGCGAGAAGGAGCGCGAGAUCAAUGGCAAGCUUGAUACCUAUGACUUGAGGGUCAAGGCUGUGGAUCCCAGCGCUCUGGAUGUCGAUCCGGGCGUCAAGCAGUACUCGGGAUACCUGGAUGACAACGAGAACGACAAGCACUUGUUCUACUGGUUCUUUGAAUCGAGGAACGACCCCAAGAACGACCCGGUUGUCUUGUGGCUCAAUGGUGGCCCUGGAUGCUCUUCCUUAACCGGUCUCUUCCUCGAGCUCGGCCCCGCCCGUAUCGACGAGAAGAUUGAUCUCGUCUUCAAUCCUUACUCCUGGAACAACAAUGCCAGCGUCAUCUUCCUGGACCAGCCGGUCAAUGUCGGAUACUCAUACUCGUCAAGCAGUGUGUCUGACACAGUGGCUGCUGGCAAGGAUGUUUAUGCGCUCCUCACCCUUUUCUUUAAGCAGUUCCCCGAGUACGCGAAGCAGGACUUCCAUAUUGCUGGCGAGUCCUACGCAGGCCACUACAUCCCCGUCUUUGCCACAGAGAUUAUGUCCCACAAGAACCGAAACAUCAACCUUAAGUCUGUGUUGAUCGGCAAUGGCCUGACUGACGGACUGACUCAGUACGAGUACUACCGUCCAAUGGCUUGUGGCAAGGGCGGUUGGCCUGCUGUUCUCGACGAGCAAUCUUGCCAGGCUAUGGACAAUGCUCUUCCCCGCUGCCAAAACCUGAUCUCUGGCUGCUACGACAGCGAGAGCGUUUGGUCGUGUGUGCCGGCCUCUAUCUACUGUAACAACGCGCUGCUCGGCCCGUACCAGCGCACUGGGCAGAAUGUGUACGAUGUGCGGGGCAAGUGCAAGGACAGCAGCAACCUCUGCUAUCCCGAGCUCGCAUACAUAAGCAAGUGGCUUAACAAGCCAUCGGUCAUGAAGGCACUUGGUGUCGAAGUCAGCAGCUACGACUCGUGCAACUUCGACAUCAACCGCAACUUCCUCUUCCAGGGUGAUUGGAUGAAGCCAUUCCACCGCCUCGUGCCAGGUCUAAUCAAGGAGAUGCCUGUCCUGGUCUACGCGGGUGAUGCGGACUUCAUCUGCAAUUGGCUCGGCAACAAGGCGUGGGCUGAGGCGCUUGAGUACCCCGAGCACGAGAAGUUCGCCAAGGCCGAGAUGAAGGACCUACACAUUGACGGCAGCAAGAAGGAGCGCAAGAUCGGAGAGGUGAAGUCGCAUGGAAACUUUACCUUCAUGCGCAUUCACGCUGGUGGGCACAUGGUGCCCCUAGACCAGCCCGAGGCUAGCUUGGAGUUCUUCAACCGGUGGUUGGCCAAGGAGUGGUUCUGA
This is a messenger RNA of Cyphellophora europaea CBS 101466, 1644 nucleotides long. RefSeq lists its product as uncharacterized. Gene Ontology annotation, cellular component: fungal-type vacuole. The transcript has 2 exons. NCBI's taxonomy places the organism in Eukaryota, Fungi, Ascomycota, Eurotiomycetes, Chaetothyriales, Cyphellophoraceae. Gene Ontology annotation, biological process: proteolysis. Gene Ontology annotation, molecular function: serine-type carboxypeptidase activity. Bases 1 to 1644 code for a protein of 547 amino acids. The record is from RefSeq and is a predicted model, not a curated record.